This is a messenger RNA of Emiliania huxleyi CCMP1516, 872 nucleotides long. RefSeq lists its product as hypothetical. The coding region runs from base 17 to 568 and encodes 183 amino acids. NCBI's taxonomy places the organism in Eukaryota, Haptophyta, Isochrysidales, Noelaerhabdaceae. The record is from RefSeq and is a predicted model, not a curated record. The transcript has a single exon.
CGCAUUCUGAGGCGGGAUGUACCAAGCGAGCGAUGGAAAACCAGCACCUCUGUCGGGCUCGUUGAUUUGCUCUCUGCUGUCACGUCCGCCCUCCCCGGCCAAUGAGCCUCUCUCCCUCCUCUCCUUGACCGACGACUGCUUCGCAUCCGUCCUCGAGAACGUCUCCGCGCCGGAGCUCCUCGUGCUCGGCGCAGUCUGCAGGCACAGCAUCGGCACCCUAGCCGCCGCCACUGCCGCCGACGAUGAUCUUACCACUGCUGCAAGGCACCUCCGCGCGGCUCUCGACGACGGCGCGCACUGGGAAGGCGCCUUCCGGCGCCGCUUUGAACCCGUGGCCCGCCUCCUCUUCCGCGGGGAGAUGCCGCUGCCGCCCGUGCGCCAGCUGCCCGCCCGCGGAAGAGGGGGCGCCUGCUGGAGGCUGCACUACCGCAGCUUCCGGCGGUCGUGGAUGGAGCCGGGCGGGCACGGGCGGCUGCUGCUCUGCAUUCACGGGCGAGUGUACGACGCGACAGAGUACAUGCUAGAGCACCCUGGCGUUCGCCUGCUGAGAGCACGCCGACCGGUGUGAACGGGUCUCUUCACAUCUCGACGCUGUGGAACAGGCGACCCAAAUGUGCUCCGCGCCUCCGCCGGCCGCGACGCAACGCAGGCCUUCGAGCUCGUGGGUCUCUCUUCUGGAACUUUCUAGGAACCUUCUAGGAAGCGUCUGGAGCCUUCUAGGCCUUCGAGCUCGUGGGUCUCUCUUCCGGAACUGUCUAGGAACCUUCUAGGAACCGUCUGGAGCCUUCUAGGCCUUCGAGCUCGUGGGUCUCUCUUCCGGAACUGUCUAGGAACCUUCUAGGAAGCGUCUGGAGCCUUCUAGGCCUUCGAGC